Messenger RNA from Lampris incognitus (smalleye Pacific opah), 2923 nucleotides. RefSeq names its product LIM domain only 4b (gene lmo4b). The coding region runs from base 651 to 1148 and encodes 165 amino acids. Lineage: Eukaryota; Metazoa; Chordata; Actinopteri; Lampriformes; Lampridae. The record is from RefSeq and is a predicted model, not a curated record. The transcript has 5 exons.
UUGGCCGUACACCGAGUUACGUCAUUCAGCUAAAAGGGGUUUUACUGGAGAUUUCUUUCUGUCAGCGACACAUGUAGAGCAAGCGACUAACAGGAGCCAGUACACGCAAGACUAGAGGGCAGUCAAUGUAGUCCGUGUCGCAGCCUAAUCUUUUUUUCCCCUUCGCUUUAAAACAGGCCUACUCACGUCUUGUUUUUUUUUUUUUUGGUUUUUUUGUUGGGGGGAGGAGGAAAAUACAGCAUGCACAGAGCCGUAACUACAGUUUGCAAUGGACUCUUUUCGUUCCUCAGAAAACUGAUCAGUAAUGCAACAGUAAAACGGGACCGAUCCUUUGGAAAUACUAUCUGAUAACUCCAUUUGCUCUACUUCGUUUAUUGCCAGCAGUCACGGCGGGCGGCGUAUUUCCCAGCCGAAGUCCUGAGAUUCUUCAUUACAGAAGACUUGGAGGCCGUUUUUGACGCUCGACAGGCUCCUCUUUACUGUAGUUUUUGGACUGUUAUAGCCUGCCUUUUUUUCCCCUCUCUCUCUCUCUCUCCUUCUCGCUCUCAUUUAUAUAUAUAUUUAACCCGAUAAUAGGCAAACUGUUCGUGUUCACUUACCCUCACCCACCGAAUUCAACCAUUACUCUUAAAACGGACAAACGAGGGACAAUGGUGAAUCCUGGAGGAAGCACCCAGCCACCACCAGUAGGCACAGGUUCGCUUUCCUGGAAGCGGUGUGCAGGGUGCGGGGGGAAAAUCGCAGACCGAUUCCUCCUUUACGCCAUGGACAGCUACUGGCACAGCCGAUGCCUCAAGUGUUCGUGCUGCCAGGCCCAGCUGGGCGAAAUAGGCACAUCGUGUUACACAAAAAGCGGCAUGAUCCUCUGUAGAAAUGACUAUAUCAGAUUAUUUGGGAACAGUGGAGCAUGCAGUGCUUGCGGCCAGUCCAUUCCAGCCAGUGAAUUGGUGAUGAGAGCACAAGGCAAUGUGUACCAUCUCAAGUGUUUCACAUGUUCCACCUGCCGGAACCGGCUCGUCCCCGGGGACAGGUUCCACUACAUCAACGGCAGCCUGUUCUGUGAACACGACAGACCCACAGCACUCAUCAACGGCCAUUUGAGUUCACUGCAGACAAACUCACUACUGCCCGACCAGAAGGUGUGUUAGGCGGGAGCUGUGCUGGAAGCAGGAUGCGUGCCUUCAUUUUAGCCCUUACUCAUUGUCACCCAAGACAACGUGGAUCAGCACCCCAGCCUUUUAGCUAUGCUCCCAGACCCCCAAGCCUCCCGCCCCCCCACCCCAUCACCCAAGUUCACAGGAACCCUCCUCCAUCUGCAAUAUUCUGAUAUUAUAACAGCGACCCAUACGCAACUCUCAGCCUUCAAGUCUUGGCUUUCCCCAAAUAUGGGUGGACACUUGUAUCUGAGCUGGGACACAGAGGACUCCAUGACCAUGGAAUUAAAAAAAAAGAGAGACUGAUCAGCAUCCGAUGGACUCUUCGGGAAGACAAAACGAAAUAUCACAGAGGAUGAUCUGGGUGAAGUGAGGGAAAAGAAAAGACAAAUGAGGUUAAACGAAUGCAGUCUUUUCAAAUCUGCAUUCCUACAUUUGUUUAAAGACAUUUUUUGGGGAAACCAGGACCUUUUAAUUUUUCUCUGUUUGUUUUCUAUCUUAAUUUCCCUGAAACAUGGUGUUUCCACUUUCUAUAUUUUAAGUGUUGUAAAGGGGAAUGUGUUUCUUUUUCGGUGGUAUAUAUCGAAAAGUUGGGGUUUUAAAAAAAAAAAAAUCUGUGGCUUUUUGUGGAAAAACAAAUCAUGAACACUCUUGGUGUAUUUGUAAAACUACCAUGUAUGUACAGUAUGCAUGUAAAUGUCGUUGUCCAGGCUUGGCUACAGUACUACCCUCUACUCACAGCCCAAUCCUUACCCCAUCCCCUUAAAACCCGAACCCAUGGCAAACUAAAGAAAGAUGCUCAUAGUCAGUCAUGUAGAGAGUUUCACCUGCAUAUAAAUUCUGAAUGAAAGAGAAAUUUAUUUGUGAUAUUUUCCGAGACAUUUGCUCCAGUAUGGUGUAUUUAAUUAAUAAAAAAAAUAUUGAAGAUUUAAAUGCUUCCUCAAUUUCCUGGUGUCCUGCAUUACCAUUUAGCGUCAUAACCUAAGCACAUAGAUGGUAGUGGCAAUUAAAAUGCGCUUUUGAGCUUGGGUUUCUAUAUUUUAACAUUAUUUGUGCAAAGAAUUCUACUUCACGCAAUCAGAACUCCAUGUCCCUAUAGCAAUGUAAGUGUCCUUACUCUGUGGACAUUUUGUUUUUUGUUUUUUUUUCUCACAAUGUGGCACUUUAGAAAUUGUAUUAUCUUUGUCUCAAAAGAAUAACUGACACAUGAUAUCCUAUUAGCUAAGUGUCCAAAAAAAUAUCUUUCAUGCAAAGACCUGCUAUCAGUAUGUAACUAGUGUCUGCACUAAUAUUCAAUAUGCCGCAGAGUUAUCAUUCAGUUUCCAGUAUAGCAAUUAUCAAUGCUCAUGACUGGCGUCUAACUGAAUAUGGAUAAACAUGUAUCUUCUCUUUUCUGUUCAAAUGAGUGCUUGCUAUUCAUCACCCUAAUGCCUGACAGAAAUAGAGGAAAAUGUCCCUUUGAAGAUUCAAUUACUGCAGAGAGUGAGAGAGGUGUCUCUCUUUGGCGGGCACAAAUUGAAUGGGCUAUUUGCAGAAUAAAUUGGUGUUUGAAGUCAUUGCAAGACCUAAUAGGUCUGAAGGAGGAAGCUAGUGAUGGCUGGUGCACUUAUCUAUGGUGUCUGGGCUCCUCACAAGCCUGUUGGUGUCAUUGAAAUGAUGUUGGUCUGUAGGAUAUGGAUGGCUUAAAUGCAAAUUCAACCCCGAUGGUAAAUCCAAUAACAAAUAGACUUCCAUAUGUCUGAAAAUUGAAUUUGAUUAAAAAUCUUGCA